UGUUUUGUUUUGUUUACAUUUUAUCAUCACACACGAAUUUGGGGUGGAUUUUCAAUUUGAUUUUUGUUGCCAAAUUUUGGUGUCCCAGAUUCUUUUGAUGAUUCAUAUCGUUUGUUUUAUUGUUUAAUGAUGAAUCAACAACAACAAGAACAACCAACAAAUGAAACAAAUGUCAAUGAUCAGCAAUUACCUAUCGAUGUUGGCAUUGAAGCAACAACAUUACCGUUAUAUGAUUCCAAAAAACAGCUAAUUAAUUGUAGCGAAGAAUUGUUUAAAAAUAUUAAAAAUUAUAUUACAUCCGAAAUUGAAUUGACAUUAGAAGAUUAUAAACUAUUGGAAACGAUGAACAAUUGUACAAUGGAAAAAUUUCAAGGAAUGACACAGAUUGCUCAACAAAUACAAGAAGAAAAUCGUGAUCUUAAUAAUCGUUAUCAACAACUAUUACCAAAAUUAGAGAUAAUUGAUAAAUUAGAUCGUAAAGUUACACGAUUAGAAACGAUGGCCUAUGCUAUCGAUGCCUAUUCCAAACGAUUAGAAAAACAAUAUAAAUUAUUGGAGAAAGGGUUAAACGAUCAUCACCAACAACAAAAUCAACAAUCAAAUUAGCUAAAUCAGCAACAAAUUAAAUCAAA
Dermatophagoides pteronyssinus (European house dust mite) is the source of this 632-nucleotide messenger RNA. It is a transcript of the gene Blos2, whose product is annotated as biogenesis of lysosome-related organelles complex 1 subunit 2. Gene Ontology annotation, biological process: lysosome localization; endosomal transport. Gene Ontology annotation, cellular component: BLOC-1 complex; BORC complex; gamma-tubulin complex. Lineage: Eukaryota; Metazoa; Arthropoda; Arachnida; Sarcoptiformes; Pyroglyphidae. Gene Ontology annotation, molecular function: gamma-tubulin binding. The record is from RefSeq and is a predicted model, not a curated record.